UACACAAGCAGGACAGAGCUGUUGACAUUUGAUCUUUUUUCCAGUGUUGUUCCUGGUGCAAACAUGUUUCCAAACUAACUAAAGGGAAACCACUUGUGGUUUUAACAGACUGAGACAUUUGACAUGGAUGAAAUGUCUUACUGUUCUUUCUCGGGUGGAGAAGAAUACAAGAAUCACUUCCAGCCUGGUAUUUAUGUGUGUUCAGAGUGUGGGCACGAGUUGUUCUCCAGUAUGUCGAAGUUUGAGCACUCCUCUCCUUGGCCGGCUUUCUCAGAAACAAUCCAUGAGGACAGUGUCUCCAAACACCCUGAAGCAUGGGGACCCAUAAAGGUUUGUUGUGGAAAGUGUGGCAAUGGACUGGGCCAUGAGUUCUUGUAUGAUGGACCAAGAGAAGGUCUGUCACGCUUCUGAAUAUUCAGCAGCUCACUGAUGUUCAUCCCUAAAGAAAAAGUCGAUGGACAGACAGGUGAGCUGUGAAAGAGGAGGCAGUUUUCUGCUGCUGUAGGUGCAAACAGUGGAUGAAGUGCUCUGGGAUAAAACCCAGUAGGUCUCCUGGGCACUGAUGGAUGCUGGCCUCACUGAGCAGAAAGAACAGACUGAUCUCAACCACUUUUUUAGAUGCACACACACAAAAACAGCAUCUAGGUCAUCCAGAUUCAGCCACAUCAACCUGUACUGCAGACUUUAAUGUUUCACUUGCUCCUGCAAAGAGUUAAAGAUGUUAUGAGUUAAUAUCCCACUGGAAUAUGGAGCUUGCUUAGCAUAGUUCUGAACAUUGUUUACAGGACUCAAUCCAAAUUAAUCUAUGCCUCCGGAAAUAUGAAAAUAUGUUGAAUGUACUGAACAUAACAGACCUCAAACUGUUCUUCAAAAGUGCAGUUGCAUGUUUCCAUCAGUUGAUGGUGCUAUCUGGCUUAAGGAAACCUCCAAUGAUCCAUGUUAACAACUUCAGUAAUGCAUACCUGUGGACAUAUGGUAGUUUAUUCUUUGUAUGAUGCACAGCACUGUACUGUUAAGGCAUAAAAUAUAAAGUGAGGAUGUUUUCAAAAAUAAUGCAAUGAAUGAUUUUUAUUGAUCAGUUAACUCAAUACAAAGUGUAAUAAACAGACAAAACCUAAAUCA
Molecule: messenger RNA, 1122 nt
Organism: Lates calcarifer (barramundi perch)
Lineage: Eukaryota; Metazoa; Chordata; Actinopteri; Centropomidae
Product: methionine-R-sulfoxide reductase B1-A-like
Exons: 4
Molecular function (GO): peptide-methionine (R)-S-oxide reductase activity
Source: RefSeq, a predicted model, not a curated record